Messenger RNA from Calliphora vicina (urban bluebottle blowfly), 3003 nucleotides. It is a transcript of the gene Past1, whose product is annotated as putative achaete scute target 1. Gene Ontology annotation, cellular component: plasma membrane; cytoplasm. The transcript has 3 exons. Gene Ontology annotation, biological process: endocytosis; endosomal transport. The coding region runs from base 423 to 2024 and encodes 533 amino acids. Lineage: Eukaryota; Metazoa; Arthropoda; Insecta; Diptera; Calliphoridae. Gene Ontology annotation, molecular function: GTP binding; calcium ion binding; protein binding. The record is from RefSeq and is a predicted model, not a curated record.
GCAUCAGUAAAUACCGUACGUGGACAGUAAGCGGACGGAUAUAUUUUCUUAUUAUUUUUUAGUGUACCAAUUAGAAAAUUACAAAAAGAAAAAUAUAUUUUUAAUUUCCUUAAACAAUUUAACAAUAACUCAACUAUUGCUUAAGUAAAUUACAAACCACCAAUUAAAGAAAGCACAAAUUUUUCGUAAAUAAAGUAAAAUAAGUGAGUGUGUCAAAAUCGAAGAAAAGCAUAAAAAGUGACGGAAUUUUUCCAAAAAUAAAUUUUCAUAGUUUGCCUGCCUGCGUGAAUCAUUAAAAAAAAAACAUUAACACAACAUCAAAAUUUCUUUUUGAUUUGUGUACUUUUUGUGGGGCGGUGGAAUCUACAAUCGAAAAGUGAUAAAUAUACAAAACUUGAAAUAAAUAAUCAACUAAAAGCAAAAUGUUUAGUUUUUUGAAGCGUGAAAAGGCCAACCAAGAAGUGGUUGAAAAUGUUAUUGGAGAGUUGAAGAAAAUCUACAAAAGCAAACUGUUGCCUUUGGAAGAACAUUAUCAAUUCCACGACUUUCACUCGCCCAAAUUGGAAGAUCCAGAUUUCGAUGCUAAACCCAUGAUUUUGUUGGUCGGUCAAUACUCCACCGGUAAGACAACUUUUAUACGUUACCUCUUGGAACGUGAUUUCCCUGGUAUUCGUAUUGGUCCUGAACCUACCACCGAUCGUUUUAUUGCUGUUAUGCACGACGACAAGGAAGGUGUUAUUCCCGGCAACGCUUUGGUAGUUGAUCCUAAAAAACAAUUCCGUCCCUUGAGCAAAUACGGCAACGCUUUCCUUAAUCGUUUCCAAUGUUCCUCGGUUAACUCGCCCGUACUACAGGCCAUAUCCAUUGUGGACACACCUGGUAUCUUGUCUGGAGAGAAGCAACGCAUUGAUCGUGGUUAUGACUUCACAGGCGUUUUAGAAUGGUUUGCCGAACGUGUUGAUCGCAUAAUUCUCUUGUUCGAUGCCCACAAAUUGGAUAUCUCUGAUGAAUUCCGCAGAUCAAUUGAAGCCCUUAAAGGUCACGACGACAAAAUUCGCAUCAUUUUGAAUAAGGCUGAUAUGAUUGAUCAUCAGCAAUUGAUGCGGGUAUAUGGUGCUCUUAUGUGGUCCUUGGGCAAGGUUUUGCAAACACCUGAAGUAGCUCGUGUAUAUAUAGGUUCGUUCUGGGAUCAACCUUUACGUUUCGAUGCCAAUCGUCGUCUGUUUGAAGAUGAAGAGCAGGAUCUCUUCCGCGAUUUGCAAUCACUGCCACGUAAUGCCGCUCUCCGCAAGCUUAACGAUCUUAUCAAACGAGCUCGCCUCGCCAAGGUACACGCUUUCAUAAUUUCAGAGUUACGUAAGGAUAUGCCUUCAGUGUUCGGCAAAGAUAGUAAAAAGAAAGAUUUAAUUAAGAAUUUGGGACAAAUUUACGAUCGUAUUCAACGUGAACAUUCAAUUUCACCUGGUGACUUCCCCGAUAUCAAGAAAAUGCAAGAUGUUCUGCAACAUCAAGACUUUACAAAGUUCCAUUCGUUGAAGCCACACCUUUUGGAUAUUGUCGACAAUAUGUUGGCCAAGGAUAUUGCCAGAUUAAUGGAAAUGAUACCUCAAGAAGAGAUGACAUUGAUAUCCGAACCUAUGGUUAAGGGUGGUGCUUUCGAAGGUGUCAUUGAUGAUAACGUUUCACCUUUCGGUUACAUGAAAGGUGAGGGUAUCGAUGCUGGUUUUGGUGAACACGAUUGGAUUUGCAGUAGGGACAAAGAACGCACAGAUAUUAUAUUCAACAAACUGGCUCCUGUUGAUGGUAAAAUUUCUGGACAGGCUGCCAAACAAGAACUUAUCAAAUCAAAAUUACCCAACUCAGUUCUUAGUAAAAUUUGGAAAUUGUCUGAUGUGGAUGGUGAUGGUUUCUUGGAUUCAGAUGAAUUUGCUUUAGCUCUACAUUUAAUCAGUGUUAAAUUGGAGGGUAAUGAAUUGCCCAAUGUUUUGCCCGAACAUUUAGUGCCACCAUCGAAACGUUGCUAAUGCUUAUAAACUAUAUAAAACAAAAAGUGAACAUCGUUAACAAUAAUCUGGUGUUUAGUUAUAAACCACACUAUGUUUUCACAUUUCAUCGUUUAUUUAAUUUAAUAUUUUAGUUUCUUUCUUUCUUAAGUUUGAAAUUGCUAAAUCAAUGCCUUUAUUUGUUGUUAUAAUAUUUAAAAUAUUUUAUUUAAUUUUGAAAAAUCGUUUAUGUAACUGUGUACAUAAAUUUAGAAACAGGCUGAAUUUUAAAAUUUAGCAAGUAAAAUAAUUUAAAUAUAUUUUAUUUUUCGGAAAAUUAACACCAUUUUGAAUAAUACACAUGAAACAAAAGCUGUCAUACAAAGAGAGUUUAAAAAACGAAAUCCACACUAAAUUUAAAUAUAGACUUUGUAUAAAAACAAAAAAAAUAUAAAUUAAACCUACUAUUAUCGUAUAUAAUCUAUCUAAAUAUGUAUGUACGAGUCUGUAAAAACGUAUUUAUUUCUUAUUAAAUUUUUGCAUAUUAUUAAUAUACAUACACUCAAACAAAUCCUAAAUAAUAUUAUGAAUGAAAUAAAUAAACUAAUUUACAAAUUAUUUAAGAAAUAUUUAAAAACAUAUUUAAACAUUUUAUAUGUAUUGAAAUAAGCGGUGUUUAUUUAAAGCCUUUAAUGCAAUAGCUUAUUUAUUAUAUUUGUUAUAUCAUCAUAUUAAGCAAAAACAUUUGUGCAAUUUUUUUUAUUAAAUUUCUUCUUUUUUUCUCCUAAACAUAUUACCGUUCAUAUCACGUUCUUUUUGUUUGUAUUCUCGUUUAAAAGUUCUGAUUUAAAUACCUUAAUAAGUCUACAUAUUUUUUGUUUGAUAAUCUUAGUAAAAUUAAAAAAUAUUAAAAAAAAAAAAUUUAAUAGUGAACAAUAUUAUAAAGUUUUUUUGUCAAAAGUAUAUAUUUUUUGUAAAGAUGAAAAUAAAUGAAUAAAAAAUAAAUAAAAAAAAUUAAAAA